UUGACUAGUGUGAAAUCUCCAGCACCAAUGCUAAGAGCAUGAUCUGGUUGCUUCAGUUUCUCGAGCUUCUCUCCAGCCUUGGCUCAGGGAACACAGUUUCACAAACCGGAGCACCCCCAUUGCUGGUGAACGGGGUGCUGGGGGAGUCGGUAACUCUUCCCCUGAAGUUUUCUGCAGAAGAAGAGAUCCAGUCCAUCACCUGGCUUCAUAAUCGAACCGUAGUAGCUAUCAUCUUCACACAGACAAAGCCACCACAGAUCCAGGUGACUGAUCCAGAACGGAAAGAUCGACUGAAAGUCACCCAGUCCUCCUCCUUGCAGAUCAACAACCUGACAAUAGCGGACAGCGGAUCCUAUCGUGCCCAGAUAACCACAGCAACCUCCAAGUUUUAUGAUUACAAUCUGUCGAUCUUCAGACGACUGAGGAAUUUACAAGUUGCUAAUGACACUCAACUCUUUGAGAAUGGGACCUGUGAGAUCCAACUGACCUGCUCUGUGGAGAAUCCAGAUGACCAUGUCUCAUUCAGGUGGCAGGUCGCAGGAAACACGGUUCUGGAGGAAGCAAAUCUCACUAUCUCUUGGGACCCCAAGAAUUCCAAUGAAGAGACAUACACUUGCAUAGCUAAGAAUCCUGUCAGCGAUUUAUCCUUCCCUUUCUCUGUCCAAAGUGUCUGCAAAGGUGUUUUUAACGAAAAAAAUCAACACGGGGUUAUCAUAUGGAGUAUACUAGUGCCUUCUUUGAUCUGUAUCGUUGUGUCCUUAAUUGUUUGGAGGAAAAAAGUAUCAGGUUCCUUAUGCUGUUCUACUCAGCAAACCCAGAGUCCUGCAGAGACCCCGAGGGACUCAGGGAAUGAGCCAACCUGUGCAGAGAACACUGUGUACGCUCGGGUCACUCAUCCAAACACGAAAACGGGAAUCCCAAUACCUAUGAAAAAUAAUGAUUCCUCUACAAUUUACUCCGUAAUUUGUCAACCCAAACAGUAAGCCCAUUCCUUCCAGGGCAACUGUUCUUGACAACAUCAUCUAAGUUGCUGAAAUGUCUCAAAGGAAUUCAGGAAUGACACAUCUUCUCCUGAUCCCAUGGGAGACACCAGAGCAGGAUUUCUGCCGGAAAACAGAAGUUGAAUAUCUAGGAUUAUCACUUCCAGUUCUUCAGACUUGAACCUUCUUACCUAGGUCAAACACCAGUGAACUGCCACGUGUCCAAAUUUGCAAUGGAUAUUAUAAAAAAAUAUAUAUUGAUGCAUAUUAGAGAAUACAAUGGACACAGACACUGGGGCGGUGGGGGCUUGG
Messenger RNA from Eptesicus fuscus (big brown bat), 1292 nucleotides. RefSeq names its product SLAM family member 6 (gene SLAMF6). The record is from RefSeq and is a predicted model, not a curated record. Lineage: Eukaryota; Metazoa; Chordata; Mammalia; Chiroptera; Vespertilionidae. Gene Ontology annotation, biological process: T cell activation; T-helper 17 cell lineage commitment; positive regulation of type II interferon production. Gene Ontology annotation, cellular component: external side of plasma membrane. The transcript is spliced from 8 exons. Bases 39 to 983 code for a protein of 314 amino acids.